Lactuca virosa is the source of this 1227-nucleotide messenger RNA. Lineage: Eukaryota; Viridiplantae; Streptophyta; Magnoliopsida; Asterales; Asteraceae. The record is from the annotation of a GenBank genome assembly.
AUGGAAAUCGGAUCUUGCAUUAAAGUUCAAAAUGGCAGCUGUCCAACAUUAUACUUAACUCGUGCAAGUUACCUCCAUGAACAAUCUUAUUCAACCCAAAACCGUAUUUCAACUCCUUCAUCUUAUGUGACACUUCCUCGCAAAAAUUGCACUUGCAAAGCAACUUUAAAGGAGGCCAAUAGCAAGAUUGAAGCUGUAGAAAAGGUAAAGUGGCUACUAAAGCUCUCACAGAUUCCUCAAGUAUCUGAGGUUCCAAGCUUUAGCAAUGAAUCCCAAAAGAAAUUACAAGAACUAAUUGAUGGAUUUAGCAAUGGUGAUGCAAGGCAAGUGAAGAAUAUCGAGAGAAUAACUAAUCAUGAUGUGAAAGCAGUCGAGUAUUUUCUUAAAACAAAGUGUCAAGAAGAUCCACAGAUAGCUAAGGUGCUUGAAUUUUUUCAUUUUGGAUGUACAUCAGAAGACAUAAACAAUCUAGCUCAUGGUCUAAUGCUUAAAGAAUCAUUAAACUUGGUUAUUCUUCCAGGGAUGGCAAAAGCCAAUGCUCACAUUCCUAUGCUUUCUCGAACUCAUGGACAGCCAGCUUCACCUACAACUUUGGGAAAGGAAAUGGUGAUAUUUGCUGAAAGAUUAAGCAGAGAAAGACACGAUAUUUCAAAAAGUAGAAAUUUUGGAGAAAUUUGCAAGAGCAUUGCUUACAUUGUUUCUAAAACAACCCUAUUUGUGACGCAGAUUGAAUCUCAUGAUUACAUGGCAAAACUUUUCCAUUCAUUUAUUCGAUUUAAUAACAUCUUGCUUGAUUUUGAUAAAGACAUAUGGGGAUAUAUCUCUGUUGGAUACUUCAAACAGGUGACUAAAGCUGGUGGAAUCGACUAUGCCUUACAAAAAACAUUGGUGUGGGAUUACAAGAGUGCACUUGCUGGAAUCAGGAAGCUUCAGGUGAAUGAAGCUGCCUUAAACAAGGAUCUGGACAACUCAUGGGAGGUUCUUGCUGAACCGAUACAGACAGUGAUGAGAAGAUAUGGUGUUGAGGAGCCUUAUGAGAAACUGAAGGAGCUUAUGAGAGGAAGAGUGGUUAAUGAAGAGAGGAUUACUGAAUUCAUUAAAGGGUUGGAAAUACCGGUUGAAGCAAAAACAGAGCUUUUAAAGUUGACACCACAUAAUUAUGUUGGGGUUGCAGCUCAAUUGGUGGAGGAAGCGUGUUUUAGGGCUAAUAAUAAUGGGAUGUGGUGA